Pungitius pungitius (ninespine stickleback) is the source of this 1856-nucleotide messenger RNA. RefSeq names its product secreted frizzled-related protein 2 like (gene sfrp2l). NCBI's taxonomy places the organism in Eukaryota, Metazoa, Chordata, Actinopteri, Perciformes, Gasterosteidae. Gene Ontology annotation, biological process: canonical Wnt signaling pathway; non-canonical Wnt signaling pathway. The coding region runs from base 83 to 1111 and encodes 342 amino acids. The record is from RefSeq and is a predicted model, not a curated record. The transcript has 3 exons. Gene Ontology annotation, molecular function: Wnt-protein binding.
CCUCCUUUGUUUACACCUACAUGCCGGUCAAGUCCAGGCAGCAGAGCAGCAGACUUCACUCUGUCCUCGUCGGGGAGACACGAUGUUGGUUUCCGUGCUCGUCCUCGUUUCGCUGGUCGCAUCGUGUCGCGCCUCUGUCGCGCCGGCUCUUCCCGUCCGGCUCGGGCCGCCCGCGCUCGGGUUCAGCUCCUCGGUCCGCUCGGUGUGCAAACCCAUCCCGAGCACCCUGUCUCUGUGCCACGGGAUCGGCUACAGGCACAUGCGGAUCCCCAACUUGCUCGGCCAUGACACGCUGCGGGAGGCGCAGCAGCAGUCGGCGGCCUGGCUGCCCCUCGUCUCCAAGCUGUGCCACCGGGACACCAAGAAGUUCCUGUGCUCGCUCUUCGCUCCGGUGUGCCUGCCGGAGCUCGGCGGGCCGGUCAGCCCCUGCAGGAGCCUGUGCGAGGUCGUGCGGGACGGCUGCGUGCCCGUGAUGAACGCGUUCGGGUUCCCGUGGCCGGAGAUGUUCAACUGUACCCGGUUCCCGCGUAGGACCCAGCUGUGCAUCCCGGCAACCGGAGAGCAGGAGGGGGGGACUCCGGAGGAGGUCAAGCACGAGGAGGCGAUGAAAGGGAGCGUCAUCUGCGAUGCCUGCAGUCUGGCUGCUGAAGGAGAAACCGACAUCCAGGAAAACUUCUGCCACAGUCCUUACGCCUUUAAGAUGCGUCUGGGCAGUGCGUCGGCGGUGGGAGGGGACCGUCAGCUGGUGCCUACGGCCCGCAGCCGCAUCCUGAGGUGGGCAGGGGGAGGUGCGGAGAGAGCAGAGGGGGUCGGAGGCGCAAUGGCCCACAGCGCUCUGUGGCUGCAAGACGGAGGCACCUGCGCUUGUCCCGGCUUGGACUCUGCAACGACAAACAAAGACAGGGGCCUAGAGGAGGGACAGAUGGACGUGAGACCAGCACAAGAAGAAGGAAAAGAGGUGAAAGGGUUCCAGGGCGGAUGGUUUCUGGCCCUGGCUCAGGCUGAAGAGGGGAGGCUGCAGCUGACUCGGCUGGUGAGGUGGACCAGAGGGGACAAAGAGCUGAAGAGGUUCAUCAGAGCUCUCCUCAAACAGCCCUGUCCAGAGCUGUAGACGGAGGGGUCAUCGACCACCGCAGUGCUGCCCCAUGAGGCUGUUUUUCGGUUGUAUGCAGAGUGUAGCUAUGUGCUUCUGAUUGCUACAUCGUUUAAUAAUGAACAGUUGACAAAUAGUUCCCAACUUACAGUGAAUACUUCACUCGAUUGCUGAUUGUUAGAUUCAUGCAAAUGACCCAGAUGUGUUGGAUGUUAUCUGAUUAUCUUAAAACUCGCCACUUUCUUGAUGAACUGUUCCUGAUUGGCUCUGAAAAGCAUCCGCCAUGACUGAUAAUAAGGAAGUGUCACCAAAUAGUGCAAAUGCUGAUAUGCUUCCAAGAAAGAGCAAUAUUAGUAUUUUUUUUGUAAAUAGGAGAGAGAAAAUACACCCCUUAAAUCAAAGUCAAAGUGUUUGGUAUUGAUUGCAAGGUUUGUACUGAUCUCACCCCAAGUUAUCACAUUUGAUUUGAAGCAGUUUAUUGUUACUCGUAAAUGAUAAAAAUGUUUUCUUAUACUACCUACCGUUUUGUAUUCAUGAAGCAUACACACAUUUAUAUUGCCUCAUUGUGUUUUUACAGCAGCUUCAGUCGUUUUAUGAGUCAUCACACUUCAGGUAUAAAACAUGAAAUGUGAUGUCACUCAACAUAAAACGGUCACACCAUAAAAGAAAUGUGAGGUGAAUAAGAAAGAACUUUUUUGCAUUUUGUUACAUUUCUUUGUUCCAAACAUUACUACUGGAGUAUUUUUCAUUUUUGGUUUAUAUU